Messenger RNA from Parnassius apollo (apollo), 588 nucleotides. The record is from the annotation of a GenBank genome assembly. NCBI's taxonomy places the organism in Eukaryota, Metazoa, Arthropoda, Insecta, Lepidoptera, Papilionidae.
AUGAACAGCAACGCAUUGCGGGCGUAUUUUAGGGCGAAAGGGGGAGAAAUUGGAGGUUUUGCGUAUCGAGCAAGGAUUCAUCGACUUUUUGCUGAGCUGGAGCCAUCUGUAACCGUCACCGAGCAAAACCUGGCAGACCGAGUUCAGAAUAUCUUGCGCUCAAAUACAUUUGAUGUCACCGAACUCGUACGACUACGACGUGAGGCUGUUCCUUCUUCGGAUGAAAAUGCUACGGCUGAGGAUGCGGCGCCACAACUUGCAGAGCAACCGGCAAACGUGGAUGCCGCCGUGAAUACCCCAGUUUUGGUUGAUUCAAACGAUGAUGGAACAGUGGCCAAGGAACUGGAACUGGAGCAAAUGAGGAGUACAUUGGAUGAGGCGAUUUUGGAAACGUGCAGUACGCCUCUCGAAAAUCGACCGCGACCUCCCCGCAUAGCCCUCAGCAAGCGGAAUCAGGCUAUCGUGAGGGCUCUGAACCCAAUGCUGGUGACCAAUUUGGAAGCCAGCCGGGACCCAAUUCUCAAUUCUCAAAGGACUCAAAGGACUCAAUUCUCUUUGGCGCCGCACUGGAAGUGUGCCGUAUUAUAG